Molecule: messenger RNA, 903 nt
Organism: Suillus subalutaceus
Lineage: Eukaryota; Fungi; Basidiomycota; Agaricomycetes; Boletales; Suillaceae
Exons: 3
Coding region: 1-903 (300 amino acids)
Source: RefSeq, a predicted model, not a curated record
AUGAGAGAGAAAAAAAUAGGAAUCCUGUGCCUACAAGAGAUGCACCUAACAGAAGAACAUGAAAACCAAAUAAACACUCUAUACUCCCGCAGACUAAGAGUAAUCAACUCCAGAGACAGAGAAUGCCCAGGAUCAUUAGCUGGAGUAGCCUUUGAACUCGCCGUCCUCAAUAUAUACACCCCAAACAACCCAGCGGAACAUCAUAACUUCUGGACAACCAUUAAAGACUCGGAAACGAGCAGAAACAACCAACAGAUUGACUUACUACUAGGAGACUUCAACCUAACAGAAGACCCACUAGACAGAGCCCCCACACGAACGGACAAUGAAGCAGCGACCGACGCUCUCAGGGACCUAAGAGAAACGUUAAACGUACAUGACUCCUGGAGGAAAACACACCCUACAUCUCCAUGCACAUCAGCCAUCCCGACGGACCACCAUAUGAUCCUAGUGAGAUACACACCCCUGAAUAUGCCACACAUAGGCAAGGGACGAUGGUCAUGGCCACUUGGCCUUGUAAACAACGAGAAACUAUUGAAUAAAAUGAGUAAAUUAGGACAAAUGACACAACGAAAAAUAGAAACAAACCAACAACCAGGUGGACUUAACCCACAGUCAGAAUGGGAGGACUUCAAGAUUAAAAUACGCCAAGAGGCAAAGAAAACAUCCAAAGAACAUAUGUAUAAAAUCAACACCAGAAUAAACCAACUAGAAAACGACAUCAAACUCACCCUACGAAAUGACGACAUAGACACCAACAGCAACACAAGGAGCCAAAAAGCAUGGCUUGAAAGCGAAAUUAACCACAUGGAAAAAAAAACGAUUCAAGAACCUUCAGCUUCAAUCAAAAGCGAAAUGGAAUGCCGCCAGGGGAAACCAUUAGCAAGUACUGGUGUAAGAUAA